Messenger RNA from Boleophthalmus pectinirostris (great blue-spotted mudskipper), 2676 nucleotides. RefSeq names its product chromosome unknown C6orf136 homolog (gene cunh6orf136). The coding region runs from base 716 to 1909 and encodes 397 amino acids. NCBI's taxonomy places the organism in Eukaryota, Metazoa, Chordata, Actinopteri, Gobiiformes, Gobiidae. The transcript has 8 exons. The record is from RefSeq and is a predicted model, not a curated record.
GUGCGCCUCUCUGUGUGCGCCCUUCUGUGCGCUCCUCUGUGUGCGCCCUUCUGUGCGCUCCUCUGUGUGCGCCCUUCUGUGCGCUCUGUGUGCGCGCUCCUGUGCGCUCCUGGCGUCAGCAGCGUGCCGCGCUUGUGCCGCGCUGGUGCCGUGUUUGGAGCUCCAGAGCGCAGCGCAAGGACACCGGGCGGACUGUUGUGACAUUUGGAUAACAGAGGUCUGUUUACGCCGCAGUGCCUCGGCCUUUCACCGAACAGCACCGGGACGUGGGGACGGCCGCGGGCAGCAGGAGUCCGACUGAUUUCUGAAGCAAAGACGCCUCGGAGCCUGCAGCGAGUGUGUGAGGAGCUCUGUGUGUGUGUGCACGUGUGUGUACGUGUGUGUGUGGAGCUGGGAUGGUCUAUGAGUGAGUGGUGGAGGCCCUGCUGCUGCUGCUGAAUGGCUGUAAACAGAGGGGGCGUGGCCUUCUGGAUCUCCUGUGUCCGCAGCAGGAGGCAGCCCGUGAGGAGCCAGCAUCGGAUCAUCCACAGGAGACUGAAUGAUAGAAGGCGUCUAUCGCUCUCUGACUCCUCUCGAUUAACAACCGGCGCAGAGCUCCACACCACAUGGAGUUAAGUGCAGCCGUCGCCCAAUCGCACUUUGCGGACACCCUGCUCCACGUGCUUGGGGUUCUCUCUCUCUUAAGUUUGCGGGUACCUGACCUGGUGCAGGACUGAUGCUGCCACAGAAAGAGCUGGAGAGAUGCAGUGGCAUUUGUUCCAAAACCAAAUGUCCCACGUACACACGCUAUAUCCACAUGACAACCAAGGUGGAUGGAGCCCUCCGCACCCACACGCCCCGCCCCCUGAGCAGUGCAUCAUGGGCCCUGGCUCCGCCCAACAGCCUCCGCUACCAGAACGCCACCCGCCCGCCCCUGUCUUACCCCGUCCCCCACGCCGGCCAAUCUCAACGCGCCGCCGGCUGCCAUGACGACGAGUGGGUGGAGUCGUUCAGCGUGGUCCUGGAGAUCCCCGUGCGCGACCGGAGCAAACACAAACCGUCCGCCCUGUCCUUCCCCCUGACUAUCGUGGACGGCAGCGGCGUGGAUGACAUCAGCGUGGGGGGGCGGAGUCAUAAGAACGCUGAGGCUCUGGUGAGGGAACACGGCUGCUUCAGGAGCCUGUUCGAAGCCGAGAAAUGCCCCGCCCCCUUCGUUUACGGAUCUCACUUUUACUGCUUCCACUGCCCCCCGGUGGAGGCGCUGGGCAGUGGGGAGCAGGUCUGUGGACUGGAGGAGCUGCCUCUGCUGCUGCUGCCGCCCUCCACCCUGUGCAGCCCGGCCCAGCGGCUACACGAGGCGCCCCCUGCAGGAGACAGUGAGGAGGAGCAGAAGUUGGCUCUGAUGUACGAGCGUCUCAGGAUAGAGCUUCCAGGUUUCUUUAAGAAGGACCACGACUACAGCAUGUACUCUCAAGACCUGGAGUUUAUCAAUGGGCUCUUGAAUACUAAAACAAGGGGGCGUGUCCUGUACCAGCUGAGUCUGACCUUUUGGCGGAUCCUGUGUCAUAUGUACUACGUGGACGCUCGUCUGGAGGUGCUGAAACUCACCAAACACCCGGAGGACGGCUCGGUGAAGGCUCGUUGGAGACUGCGCGGCGUCCCUGUACACAGCCUGCUGCUGCGCUUCUACCUCAAGGACAAGUCCCAGCUCAGCAGGUCCGUCGACGCUUUCUCCACGUUUUACAUCGGCCACGACGGACUCAUUCACUGUCACAAAGUAGAAAAGGUGAUGCCAGCCCGCGGGCCCGUCCUGCCCCGGGUCACGUCUCUGUUGGCGGGGGCUCUGGUGGCUCUGGGUUUACAGGAGCACCGGCCCGCUCUCAACCUACUGCCCCCCCUGCUGUCCUCCCUGCGCCACGACAGGAACUAAACCCUGCCCUACUCCUCUGAACUGUCAACCACACAAUCAACGAGCCCCAGUAUCCGUCUAUAACUCAUACCAGAUCUGCAUGGGAACUCAUCAGCGCAGCCGUAGACGCUCUGUGUAACUCUGUAGAACAUUAAAUCAUUUGUUAAUAUCGUGUACAUCGUAGAAAUGUACAGAGAAAGUACGAUGGUAAAGAGACUGUUUGUACAAGGGGCCUGUGUUUAAUAUAAAUAUAGUUCGAUCUGUUUCUCCAUUGGUGAUUAAAGAUGCACUGCGGAACUUUUAGUUGGUACGCUACCUCCUUGUCUCCAUGGAGAUGUUAUCGCUUUUCCUGGAAUGUGCCAAAGUAAUAAUAGCAUAAAUGUAUCUGUUUUAGAUUUAUUUUGUAUUAGGUUAGUUUAAGGAUCACUUCUUCAUCCCUAACGAAGUAAAAAUUGGUUUGUUAGUAACUGAGCUGUUAGUGUUUAUAAAGUCUUUAUUAAUGCUUAUUAUGGGAUUAGUUUAUGUACAAUAGACGCGUCAAGAAUCUCGGACUUACGGUCAUCGCGCAAUCCAUACUGGGAAGGAUUUUCCGAAAAAGUGAGCAUCAAACCGCCAUGUUUGUUUUCCCAGUGGGAUGUGUCUAUUGACAAAGCUGAUCUUUUCAAGUCUUUUGAACCAUAUCACUUUUGUUUCUGGUUCUGAUAUUGUCAUAUUUUAGUUUUGGGAUUCGGACAUUGUAAUUGUGUGGUUGUUGGAUCCUAACAGCGGAAAACGGCUCGAGAAAUUUG